This is a messenger RNA of Pestalotiopsis fici W106-1, 1386 nucleotides long. RefSeq lists its product as uncharacterized. Gene Ontology annotation, cellular component: protein farnesyltransferase complex. The record is from RefSeq and is a predicted model, not a curated record. Lineage: Eukaryota; Fungi; Ascomycota; Sordariomycetes; Amphisphaeriales; Sporocadaceae. The coding region runs from base 1 to 1386 and encodes 461 amino acids. The transcript has 5 exons. Gene Ontology annotation, biological process: protein farnesylation. Gene Ontology annotation, molecular function: protein farnesyltransferase activity.
AUGGCCGACGAAGAAAUUGUGUCCCACAUGGCCUCGCUGUCGCCUUCGUCAGCGACGGCACCCAAACUGCCCAUCGACCCCCUUUAUACCAGAGAGCCUCCUAUCAUUGAUGAUUUGAUCACCGUUACAUCAAACGCUCAGGAGGGCACCAUGGAUUCCUGCCUACCUUUACUGCAAGCCCAGGAUGAUAGCAUCGAAUACAACAUUCAUGGAGUGCCUCACCUGCGUCGACAACGCAUCAUCAACUUUCUCAAACACACUAUAGGGCAGCUUCCGGCACCAUUUGUCAUGGCCGAUGCAAGUAGGCCAUGGUCUCUGUACUGGGCACUGAACGGAAUGGCGCUGCUGGGAGCCGACAUCUCGGGCUAUCGCGAUGGGUUGAUCGCCACUGCGCAGCAUCUGCAGAAUGACAGUGGCGGCUUUGGUGGCGGCUUCGGUCAGCAAUCGCAUCUGGCUACCACGUAUGCAAUGGUCUUGGCUCUGGCUAUCGUUGGAGGUGAGGAAGCCUAUGAAAUCAUUGAUCGAAGAGCCAUGUGGAAAUGGCUUUCCUCUUUGAAGCAACCCGACGGAGGGUUUUCCAUGUCCCUCGGCGGUGAGGUUGACGUUCGAGGAGCGUAUUGCGCGGCUGUUAUUAUCUCGUUGCUCAACAUUCCCCUCGGUCUGUCUUCGGACUCGCCAGCAAGAACUGUAGGCAUCGAAGACCUCUUUACUGGUCUGGAAGGCUACGUGCGAAGAUGUCAAACCUACGAGGGCGGUAUAUCCGGCAAACCGGACGCCGAAGCGCAUGGUGCAUAUGCGUUCUGCGCUCUGGGAUGUUUGACCAUACUAGAUGCGCCCCAUCGCAUUAUCCCCAGAGCUCUUGAUGCACCUCGACUGAUCUCUUGGCUGUCGGCUCGCCAAUACGCCCCCGAGGGUGGCUUCUCUGGUCGCACGAAUAAGCUUGUCGACGGCUGCUACAGCCAUUGGGUGGGAGCAUGUUGGCCGCUCUUACAAGCUAGCCUCGCAAGAGAUCACAGCUCCGCAUUAGAAACUGGUCUUCCCUCGGGCCAUAGUUUCUAUGACCGUGAGGGUCUGAUACGGUACAUCAUGUCCUGUGGCCAAGACCACUCCUCUAGAGGUGGCAUGAGAGACAAGCCCGGACGACGUUCCGAUGCAUACCACACCUGCUAUGUACUCAGCGGGCUCUCGUCUGUACAGCAUAUUGUCAGCGCGGACACCUCACGAGAUGAGCAGGUGGCAAACAUUACAUGGACCGUGCAACCCCAUAUGGACGAUCGGGUCUUUGACGAGGAAGACCUGGUCGAAGCGACAGACCCCGUCUACGCUAUCCCUCAGAAGAGUCGAGAGGAAAUUAUGGAAUAUUUCUUAUCGAAGCCGGGAUUCUGA